AUGCACAGGCGCGCAAGUGUGGGCCGCUUUAUCAAGGACGUCGGCCCACCAUCGGAUAUUCUCGGCCUUACUCGCUCUAUUGAAGAUGAGGUUUUUAAAAAGUUAUUUGUCUUCGAGUGUGCCUGGGAGGUUGUUAACAAAGGUCAGUAUUCUGUUAAAGCAAAUGGACGAAAACUACAAAAGCUCAUGCUAACGACCUCUUUUCCCUCUAGUGGGUGGAAUUUAUACCGUUAUUCGGACAAAAGCGGCCAGUACCGUUGAAGAACUUGGGGAUCGUUAUGUUCUAAUGGGUCCCCUCAACGACGUGUGUAUGCGAACUGAGGUGGACGUCAUCGAGCCAACCUUCGAGCCUUUAAAAAAGGCUCUCCAAAAGCUCCGGGAACACGACAUUAAAGUAUUAAAUUUUUUCUUAAGCAACAUGUGGAUAUAGAUGGUGUUCGGCCGAUGGCUUAUUGAAGGCUAUCCCUACGUGCUCCUAUUUGAUAUCGGUUCUUCUGCUUGGCGUAUUGACUCGUGGAAAAAAGAACUUUGGGAUAACUGCAAUAUUGGAAUACCAGUUCACGAUACUGAGUGCAAUGAUUCCCUUAUUUUUGGAGCUCUUGUCGCUUGGUUCCUGAAGGAGGUAUGCUUGAUAUCAUUUGCCGCUUCAAUUGAUAAUGCGUUAGAUGAAUACUAUUUUUGUGAGAUUUGUACAGUCAUUGCACUCAAAGCUCGUUGAGGAGAUGUGGGCUCCAAAGACGUCGCAGACAUAUUUUUACUGUUUAAAUAUUUCCUCUGCUAAAUUUACACGAAUGCGAGGGUGUAAAUGUUCAAGUAGGGCCCCAUCCUCUAGGAGUUCUAAACUAUUCCAUAAGUACUAACAGCAGUUUUCUUCCAAAGUCCUACAGAUUACGUUUGGUACCGGUCUUAUAAUAACUAAACGCACUUGACCUCUCAGAUUUUUGUCGUUAUUUGCCUCCCAACUGAUUGGAAAGUCCGACCUGUCCUAAGCAAGCAGCCUUUCAUUUUGGCGCAUUUGAGUGCCCUCUCGUGUCUAUCUACCUUUCACAGAUCUCGGGUCGGGGUUUAAGUUAAAGAGAUUUACUUCUUUAACCGAAUGGACUUCGUAUUUCCAUAGCGCAUAUUUUCAAUUCCCGAUAUAUUGCACUUCAUCAUUUCUUUUUCCGCUUUGCAUCGGGAAGUUUAGGUCACAUUGACCAUUACGCCAUCACUCCUGCCAAACUCAAUUAUCUGCCUGCCUCUCAGUUUAGGGAAGAACUUGACGCAGAGAAUCCAGAUGAACAGAUUCCUAUCGUUGCCCAUUUCCACGAAUGGUUAGCCGGAACCGGUCUAGUCUUCACUCGCACGCGCCAUCUUAAUGUCGCUACAGUGUUUACUACACAUGCGACUCUUCUUGGACGGUAUCUGUGUGCUGGCUCCGUCGACCUCUAUAACAACCUGGAUAAAUUCGACUUGGAUAAAGUUAGUUUUCCCUUAGUACAUUUUAUUUGUGUUAAGAUUGUGCACUUUGGCUGCACUUUUAAAUCCCUUCAAAUAGGACCCUGGAGCUUUUAGUUCACGAUUUGAUUAAGUUUACUCGCACUUUAUGGACCUUGCUUUGAAGUCUUCAAAUCGGUUUGUUUAAACUUGAUAGUUGAUAUUGCAACCGUAUUUCUAUUUCGGCAAAUUGUUUACUUCUAGGAAGCUGGUGAUCGAAAUAUUUACCAUAGGUACUGCCUUGAGCGAGCCGCCGUACACUGUGCCCAUUCAUUUACGACAGUGAGUAAGAUCACUGGUCUUGAGAGCAAGUACCUCUUGCAACGUGAGCCAGACAUCAUUACUCCUAAUGGUCUCAAUGUGAUCAAGUUCGCCGCCCUACACGAAUUUCAAAAUCGCCAUGCUAUUGCGAAGCAAAAGCUGCACCAGUUCAUCCAGGGCCACUUUUAUGGGUAGGUCUGUUUAAGCUGGCCUUCGCUUCCUGAUACUAGAGUUAUUUUGAGUCGACAGGAAUCGAAUAUUUGGAGUCCUUAUUUUUCUACCUUGUUCUAUUCCAGACACUAUGACUUCGAUCUGGAUAAGACUCUGUACUUCUUCAUUGCCGGACGGUACGAGUUUCAGAACAAAGGUGCUGACAUGUUCAUCGAGGCACUUGCUCGUCUGAACCACAGGCUAAAAGUGAGUUCAGACCAGUGGUUCCUAAAUGUUGUUGCUUACUUAUUUAUGGUUUGGACAUUUGAAACGCAAAACCCAUUUCAUUUUCUUGUAAACUUGUGAAAGACGACUUCUGCACUGCGACUGUUAAAAUUACUUUUUUGAAAUGUCCGCUUUGGUGCUGACAUGAUCAACUUAGCGACAAGGCUCCUGGUGUACAUUUCCGGGAAAACACUUCGAUGGUCCAUUAGUGCUCAGUUUCACAGACAGUUAAUUCACUCGUUUACUUUUCCAAAAUUCUGAACUUUUUAAUAUGUUGACAGAUUGUUUUAAUGCAAUUUUUCCCUGAGAUAACCUGUAAGAGAAAACAUUUUGAGGAUGAAUGACUGACUAUUUGCUUCAUUUUUUUUUCGUUUGUGGUAUUGAGUGCCUUUUGGGACAGUCCAAAUUUCCAUGUGUUUUUGUUUGCGCAUUAAUUGCGUUUAUUAAUUGCUUCUAUGAAUUACGUAAGUCUGGUAGUCAUCUGGUGGAUUCUAGGUGAGUUACUUAGGAAAUCCUGCCUGGACAGUCAACUUGCUGUAUCAGAUUUGGUGGAUUCCAGACGUUGCAGUAAGUUGGGCGGGUAACUUGACUCGCGUCGUCCGGCGGGGUCUCGUAGCUCAAGUGGUUAGAGUGUUGACUGUACUUAGCCUUCCCCUUACUGUGUGGGUUCGAAUCCAACCGAGGCGCCGAGUUUUUCACAGUUGAGUCAAUAUGAAUUGCUUUUAUCUCAGUACUAACUGUCCAGACAUGCAUACUGAUGCUGCAAGACAGCGAUCAUUUCUCAACCUUAUGUGAUGACUUAUUUUCUCAUGUGACCUGUUGAUACUGCUCCAGCAUAUUUUGGUUUUACCUUGGUAAUAACUUCCCAAUCAUGGUGACAAUUUACCUCACAAGGUACCGGUGGUCCUGUAAAGGUUCGUUUUCCGGAUCUAGAUAAUGACUAGAACCUUUACGGAUAUGCAAAUCUCGGCUGCGAAAAGUGGAUGCACUGGUAUUCUGAUAUUUGGAACGUUUCUUGGAGAAUUUAGGAAUUUUUAAGAGCUGCACUUGCAUGUGCGUAUUAUUUGCCAUUAGUAAGUUCACAGACACCGCAUUCAAACAAUGCCAGUUCUUCCAGGCAAAUUGCGACUACAGUAGGUAGAACUGGCGUGGCUUUUAGUUUAAACAAGUAGGAUAUUUGUGGGAGUGAGCCUUGUCAAACGGUAGGUUUUCUGGCCACUUGAAUUUCAUGCCUCAUAUACUCUGAUUUUUGAAACGUUACAGUUACAAGUUUUCAUGAUAUUGGGGGGUUUUUAUUGCGACUUGUAAGGAAUUUUGAAAGUGCUGCCUGAGUACAUGCAUAUUGAGGAUGCAUUGCCAUGUCAUUCGUGUUUUAAAAAGAUGCUUGCAUUUUAGUACAGGAUAUUCCUUCCUGACAAUUUCAUACAAAAUGGAUGCGAACAACUAAUGCCUUUCUGUCCUUCAGACAAACAGUGGAAAAGUACUUGGAAGUGCCUGGUACCUAAGUUAGGUUUUUGCAACUUAGAUAAUUUUCGAUAAGACAGUGAGUCAUCGUGGGGGAUUUUCUGAUAGUACGCUCAAUGCUUGUUAGUAAAUCCCCCUUGGGCAAGUAGAAUUUCCUUUAUAGAAUUAGGUCUGAAGAUUUUGAACAGCAUUUCGUGCGCGUUCAGCACAUGCUGCGCGUUACAUACUUUUUGGCCUUUAGCAAGCAGUUUAUUGCCACGUUUGUCCCGGGUUUUCGAUUUAUGUGCACUCUACAGCGUGCAGCAAGUGCAUUCUAACUUUGCCGCCGACUUUCAAAUGAGCAAAUGGGCAGCAACUGAGCGUACUUUUAGCUGCUUACUUCAUUGUUUCUAUUAGCCUGCUCACUUUUUUAAAGCAGCAUUGCGAGACCCAACUCGCGCUUUGUUUACUUUACUUCACUACCGCUUGAUUACAAACGAUUUUCCCUCUGGGUAAUUUCACCAUCAUCGUUGACCUUACAUUGAACAUCAAAUCACUGUCUUGUCUACACCAAUGGCGCAUUCUUGGCUGCAUUAAGUAAUCUCAAGAGUCCUUUCUAUUCGGGUAGAUACCUCGCUUGCUGCGUGGAAAAGCUAAUAGAAGGGCUUCGGCCUUGCUCUUGUUGACAUGUUGGGUACUGAUGUUUUGUAAUGAAUGUCAAUGAUCUGCUAAUAAUUGGUUAUGCUUCGGUCUUUUAUUGCUUUAUUGACUUGGAUCCAGGCAAGAUUUGUAACCGUUAAUAGUUACAUGAUCUAUAAAUGUCGUCCUUUUUUCAUUUAACCGCCUUCAGAAGACUAGCCCGUCUGCGGUUGUCUGAAAGGCCCAUUAAACUGCAUUUCCCAAAUGUCCUGACUUCGUUGAUGGUUUAGCUGACUGCUGCCCACUUUCGGUUGUCCUUGCCCCUGUACUGUGUCCUGCGUAGACUGUCGCUGGCGCAUUUUGCGCAGAACUAGAGCACUGAUUGGUUCAUAACGUUCAGUCACGUACGCGUGCGCCUUUUACUAUCUUUCGUCAUCUGACUUUCCUUUUCUUCGAAUUCGCUCCUCCCUGCAGGUUCUAUUUAAGGACCCCGAAAGGUACCUAACCAUUUUAAUAUCCCCUCAGCCGGCCUCUCCGCAUGUCAGACAGGGAAUGCAGUUUAGUCAGGAACAUAGGAGUUGACAUAUCUGGCACUCUGCCGCAUUUGCGUCCGUAACAAAUCCCUUACUAUUUUUUCGCUGGUUUUUUUCUCGCCGGUGAACUUUUUUGUCGCGCUGUUUUUUACCGCUCCAUUGACGACUUCAUCUGCUAAACCACUAACACUGAAUUUUCCCGGGCAAACAGUUUCCCUAAUAUCUCAGUCCUCUAUUCCCAGCAGGCACAGAUUUUAUUACGGUACUGUCUUCUCCUCUAGGAGUCUGGGAGCGAUGUGACUGUCGUUGCCUUUCUGAUCUUCCCAGCGGCGACCAAUAGCUUCAACGUUGACUCCUUCCGUGCUCAAGCCAUUGUAAAACAACUGCGUGAAACCGUGAAUGAUGUCCAAAAGGAUAUGGGUCAUCGUCUGUUUGAAAUCUGCUUGCGUGGACAUGUUCCUCAGGGCUCCGACGUCCUUACUCAGGUUUAUGCCCCUUUUUUUCUAUACCUCAGUCCUGAAUGGGAAAGCACUCAGUUUAUUAUUUUCCUAUUUAUUUACUCUCCACUAGUAACCACGGUCACUUAUUGAAGGCCCUAAUCUCAGCGUCUAACCUCCGAAAGCCGUUGCCCAGUUCUUUCGAAUGCAAACCGUAGUGAGGCAAAAUGCUAUCUUUUUGAUUUCAUGGAACUGAAUGUCCCGAGACAAGGAUAAGUUCCUAAAUUCAUCAGACUAGAUGAAUAUUAAAGAACAAUCCGCAACCAAAGUUUAUGUACUCGGGUUGGUUUGGUUGGGAAAAAGAGCGAGCGUCAAGGCAGCACAGGAUUUUCGGGCGGUAGAUUAUUUCCACAAUUUUGCAUGCUUCGCGGGGGGGACCUACCUCCCUCGACAACCCGCAUAUCAAUUCUGACUUAUUUACUUGGUAGACAUUUUUUCCUAGUCACAUAGACACUGAUUUAUUUUGGAAGUCUAGGCUGCUAGUAACUCUGGACACGGCUCAAUCGUCCUUUACUUGCAUGCAGUACGCGAAAUGGUGAAAAAUGGCCAUAACGCUGAAUUCUUCCCCUUUUAUUUUACUUCAACUCUGUCUUUUCCCUGUGUUUACUUUUGAUCGUCGUUCUCACAGUGGAUCGAUCUAGCAGAGUUCAGAAUUAUGACUAAGCUAUAGCUUGGGGUCCGUUCUAACGCAUUGUUUGGUGGACUAGUGGUCACACCACCGCUCGAUCUUCGUCCUCAAGCCGUGUUUAGUAAUUAUUCCUGUUCAUGUUUGCUUUAGCAAAGAUUUCUUGUCAGAAAAUGACUUGCUAGAAGACUGGGGUAACUUUGCCUUCGGUUUUUCAGCAGUCUAUGUCAACUUAUUGACAUCAUUCAGUAUUGCAUGGCAGAUAAACGAGAAAACCAACUUAGCAUCAGGGUUUCAGCAACAGAAGUUGUCAGGAAUACCAAAUGACGAUCGCCUCCUCAUUUGGCUACCUAAAGGCUUGUUUCAACUGAAUGCUAUUACAUUUCUUACGACGGGGGUCGGAAUCUUUUGUAAGACGUAAAAAAGAGGCUUACGUAGAAUCUAACAGCCUUCGUUAUGCCGUAUGCGAGUCUGGGGGCCGACCUUUCCCUGAAAUUUCGUGAGCUAACUUUCGUUAGCUGAUAUUGACUUCCUUGCUUUCGCUGUCGGGGUUUUGUGGACUUGGUCCAAUUUGGGCUUGUUCUCCUAUUCCGAUCGUCACAUUCCUCUGCAUUUUCCCUACCCGUUUUAGGAAGACAUAGUUCGUCUGAAGCGUUGCAUUUAUGCCACCCAGCGCAACAACCUUCCUCCAAUUUGCACUCACAACAUUGUUCAGGACAAUAUCGACCUGGUACUAUGCAACCUCCGAAGAUGCAGACUCUUCAACAACCGUUACGAUCGUGUGAAGGCAUGUUUAUUUCACCCCCUUUGUUUCACUUUUUCCACUCAUGAUGCUCGAGGACCCAGCAUUUUGUUUCUUGUCACAGACUUGGAAGAGUCCACCAUGCAGUUCAGCUUCGGGAAUCUAGUGACAAAAGGUUUUUGUAUUUUGAAAAGACAAAGUGCUGUGUCCUCGCAUGCUUCUGUAAGAUAAUGGGCUGUGCUUUACUUUACACCAGUUGUCCUUAAGGUAACGCGUCUCAGGGACAACUGUUGUGUGCGUUGAUGCAGUUAAGUGCCUGUGGAGUGCCAGGAGGAAACCAUGGACACCAACUGACACCCUGGAACGGUCAUCGUCGUAUCGCUUUGCAAGUCUCAUCUGACAACACGUAGUCCAAUCCAUAGCCUAAGUAAGCUAACCUAUGGUCCCAUCUAGGCUAAUGUUUUUCCGACCACGUGAUCAGUUGUCUAAAAAGGGGGCAUCGAUUUCCAAUUGUCCACUAAAAUGAUUGGCAAGUUAAAGUGUUUUAUGGACAAACUGAUUUAAUUGACUGUUAUGUUCGUCAGAAAAGAAUUCCAUCGAAACAAAGUACUCUUUUUGUGUCGAACAAUUCACAAGGCACGGUCGUCUAGGCGCGAAUUUCGAUGCCCAUUCUCUGUCAGGUCGCUGAAUACCAUUUAAUUGACAGCAGCGCAUUUUCCAACUAAACACCACAAUUUUCUACGCAGUCUGUUCCAGUCCGAACGUAGACGUACAAAUUCAUUAGGAAGUUUGUGUAAAAGCAUUACUAGCCUCCUCACCAAUGCCGCAAACAAGCAAUUUCUUAGUAGGUCAGACGUUUCGCAUAACUACCAAGGUUGGUUUUUGAUCUUUAUGGACUAACAUCACAGUUUGAGUGCGUAAGUGAAUUGAUGUUUAGGGCGUUGUGUUUCCAAUCUCUUUUUUCCGCAAAUCGGCAACCGUUGACGGAUUUCAUAGUCUUUACGGCGCCUUUUCUGAAAUCAUCGAAGCUUGUGCCACCUUUUGAUCCAUCUAACAUUUGCUCUUCCACUUCUUUCCUCUGUCAUGACGUAUGGUGACUUGCUAAAAAUUAUUAAUCAACGGAUUUAUUUUUUCAAGAGCCAUCUGGACAACAAAAUCAGGGCAGUACGUACUUUGGUUUCUUAGGCUCACCGGUGGUUUACCAAGCAAAACUAAUAAACCCGAGAGAACUUCCACCUGCCUCUCUCGAAAAUUUACACACCUGCCACACAAAAUCCGUCUUUAAAGUUAGCAAACCUAGCUGUUGCUGCCGCCCGCAUUCAUUAGACGGGUCUUUUUUUCUGAAAAUUAUUAAGGCAAUUUUCCAUCCGGAGUUUCUCAGCUCAACCAACCCCCUUUUGCCAAUGGACUACGAGGAAUUUGUCCGUGGUUGCCAUUUGGGCGUCUUCCCCUCCUACUACGAACCUUGGGGCUACACACCAGGUAGGCCUGUUUAAAACAGCCGCCCCCAGCCUGGGGUUGUGAUUCCGGUUAACGUGGGCCAUUUGCCAGCUGUCAUUCGUCUCUGUCCCUAUAAAUGUUGCUUCUUUUAGCUUUUUCUGCCCCAGACCGUCCUUUCUGUUGUCAUAAUCCCUGAUUUCGUCGACCGAGCCAAGCUCUUCAUCCGCUUAAUCUGACAAGGCAUAUCGAGCAAGCCCAUCGUCAAUCCCUUACUGCACACGUCUCUAGCAAACGAAAUCAGGUGGACUGACGAGUGUAGCAGUGUAGAGAAGGAGAGAGGGAUAGAAAAAAAAAGAAAUCGAACGGCCGUCAGCUCCAUUGAUCUUAUAAGAAGCUGAAAUGACGCAACCGCACGCUAACUAGUCGGCUUUGCAAGCUGACCAGACCCGAAUCAUUUUUGAUUUGUGUUGUGCUGGUGCCAAUAAGUAGCAGCUAUGACCUCUUUACCAGCAUGUUUGUUUGGCGACCGAAUAGUUGGUUGAUGUACCCCGGUCGUCUAUUGGCUCACAUCUACGGUGUAAAUCAAGACCCAAAAGAAAUGAACUAUUGUGAGCACGGUCCUCUAGACAGAACAAGACGUCUGCCUGUCCUGCCCGACCACCGUUAGUCCGACUUCAUUACUAAUAGGCAUUCUAGCAGGGUAGUUACGGGGGGAAGAGAACUUGUGCAGAGAAACGAAACACCCAAUGCUGUCUCAACACCUUAUGUUGAUUUUUAACAAAGCUUGCUAGAAGCCUUUUCCAGUGAAGGCUAUUUUAGACCUGUGCACAGGUUGGUCUUUGUAGCUGUUUUACUCUCUGUGAUAAUUACUAAGACGUACAACAUUGCUCCUUUGAGUAAAAGCUAUAAUAGAUUGUGAGAAAAGCAGGAGUUAGUCACCUUUUUGUUUUCUGUCUCACCUAAUUUAUCUGCUUUGGUAAUUCUAAUCCCUAAAAAUCAACAGGCGAAGGAAAGUACUCUGCCAUCUAUUGUCGACAGUGCACUUCUUUGGUUUGCACUGAAAUAAAACGCACAAGCCUUAACCUGCGGUCAGUCGAUUUAACUUUCCCGGAGCCACUGUGAGGCAAGAUUACGUGACUACCGGUGCGGCUCUCGACGAAAAUGAAGACCCAUCGGGGUGCUCACUUUUUAAAUUUGUAGGAAAAAGCACGUGCCACUUGAUGCAGCAUAAAUCUAAAUCGGAUUUGCUAUUCUGACUACCCCUUGCCUUCAUCUGGCAGUAUACCAGUCAAAGCGUCUGGUCAAACUUUCCACUGCUAAAAUUUAUGUUACUAUAGUUUUUCAGCGAUUCCCUACAAAUUUUCAAGCCAACCUCAACAGUUUAUAGGUGGGGGAGUUUUUUUUAUCACUCUUUUCUAUUCAUUCAGCGGAGUGUACCGUUAUGGGUAUCCCAUCGGUCACAACCAACCUUUCGGGCUUUGGAUGCUUCAUGGAGGAACACAUCGAAGACCCCUCUUCCUAUGGCAUUUACAUCGUCGAUCGCCGCUAUCAGAAUGUAGACGCCUCAGUAGAGCAACUAACCAGGGUACGAUACCAAUUCUUUAUUCGUUUGCCUUAAGACUAAAGAUCUGCCCACAUUUCCGUAUUGUCCUCAUAGCUUUCAAGUUUUCAGUUGCAUGCGUGAAGGGCAAGACUAUGAGGAUAAUGACGACCAAAUGCUUUGAGUAAGCGCACAUCGAUAAGUCGGUAGAUCACAAAUUGUAAAACCGUCCGUAAUGAUUUUCUCAUUGAUCUUUUGGGGCGCUGGCCUUCACACCCUCACCGUCCAUUUGGCCCUUUUUAUAUGAGCAAAUUUGCUGCGGAUAUAUGCACUGUUUGCCCAUUUCUUUUUUUUCCAUUACCAGUACUUGUUUGAAUUCUGCAAUUACUCUCGACGACAACGCGUGAUCCUACGCAAUCGAACGGAGCGUCUAAGCGAACUCCUGGACUGGAAGAACCUGAGUACGGUAAGUUGACCAUUUUUUUAUGACUUUCAUAAUUUUGGUCGAGGUUUAAAUUCGAUCUUUUUGUCAGGUUGAAUAUGAAUCAUCGGGCUGCCCUUUGACGGUCUCUUCUGUAAACACUAGAUAUGAAAAUUGGAGAUUUAAUCCAGUUAUUCCCGAAAUAUCCGUCACUUCAUUGCAUGAAAUGGCUUAACUGCAAACACUAUAUUUGUCAUAAGACCGAUUUCUGCUUUAAACUUGCUCGUAGCUGUUGUGCAGAUGCAUUUGAUCAACCCCAACCACAAGUCACUGAUGAAGAAUAAGGCAAAGGUGGCAAAACACAUAGACUUUGCACGUUGGGAUUUUGGCACGACGGAGAGGGAGGGGGGAGUGCGCGCCUCAGCCUUCCAGCCAGUUUAGGCGGGUUGCUUAUCACCACUAGUAUGCAGAGUUGAAACACUGAUGCUAUAUUAUACUGGUAAUCCGUCGUCUCGUGAACUGAUCACCUCCUCAGUGCCGGUUUGUUCGUGCCUUAAUUUGCGAACAUCGUUUGUCAUAAGUGCCUAUUUGUUGUUUUUUGCUCGUCGUAACACAUUUUCUGAUCGGUGUUGCCUUCCUGAUCGAAUGGGGGUUGUAGACAUCCCAGAUUGACAGUUAAACAGAUGCCAUUUUGGCACUACAGUUGACGGAAGCUAACAUAGGCUGUACCAAUCUUUGUAUCCGCUUACUUGUUCAAGAGAAUGAGGUAAUUUUAUGGCUGGAGACAUCUUUGGCCAACGAUGGUGACUUUCAAGCGCAACUUCACACCAUUCUGGCCUCGAAAACUUGCACAUAUACUUGUACGGUUGUGAUCAUGCUCGAUCUAGCCGGCGUAGGUGAUGUCACGUAGCGUACCUCUCCACGCGUGACGGUCUUCUGCAGCGGAUCUGGAGAGCUCGGCCCAUUUUCUCCUCCAACCACAUAGGCCGAAUACAGAAGGUCCAAAAACCACUUUCAUGUCUUGUCGAGCUGUGUCAGGUCACGUUUUAAGUUAAGAUCUCCUUCGAUGCCUCCAAGUAGGCGACAGCAUCGGAUUGAGGACAGACGACAAAGAACACGUCCAAACCACACCAGUCGUCUUUUAUGGCUGACCUGAGACUGUGCGGCCUGUCUCGUUCAAAGCCAAUUCGGUGUAUUUUACUCAAAGAAUGGUUAUCAGGCAGCGGUGAUCAACCAAGUCCAGUUUUCCCUCAUCUUCCACACACAGCCCAGCAUUCAUAACCUUAGAGAAGGGAUGACCGGACGGAUGUCCCAUACACGCGGAUCAUUGUGACGCUGGAGAUGUCGCGUCAGGUCCAUCGGCAGUUUGUAAUGAUUGUGAAAACCUUGCGCAUAUCAUCCGUUCGGGAGACAGUGUCGUUCAUAUUCCUCCUAUUUGGCAGAAAUCUCUCCGCGAGGUACUUACAACUGUCUACUUCUUCAAGUUGACAGCCACUAACCCCUGCUUAGAGAUGACGUUCGAAAACCCUUUUGUUUUCUCAGCCUUGAUCGAUAAAAUGACUGAUUUAAUGACUCCAUUCACACGCGACACCACAUUCAGUAAGUCUUCAUAUUUUUAGGCCAACAGGGCGGUAUCGUCAGCAUCGUCGUGACCAGUCAGCCGACACCCGGUUGCAAGUACAACAUUGUUAGAGGCGUGUGGACCCUUCCGAGGAUCCAGUCAAUGAUAUAAUUGGACGGGAUGGCUACCUGAGAAAAAGAAUUGUCGAAUGCCAGCCCGGAUAUGGAACGGCUGAGAGAGGUUGUUGUGAAUAAGAGCUCGCGUAGUGUAGGGACAACGAUACACCCUGAUCACUACGGCCAUUUUUGCCGGCCCGUCUGGCGUCAACAUCCGUCACAGGGACUCCUGAUGGACGAACUCGAACACUGCUAUGAAGUCAGCGAGGCAGACGGUCAUUAGUUGGUGGAAUUCAAGAAUGCGUCGUAGUGUGCACGUCUGGCCAGCGUAUCCAUAUACAGCUCAGAACCCAACUUGGUUGGGUCUCGUUCCGCAGUCACGUGCAUUAAAGUGGCCUAGGAAUGACAACGACGAAGUCCUGUGUAGCAGCGUCGCUGCGGUUCAUGCUGUGGUGGUUCUUGCUCUUUGUAUUAUCUGUCGGACGUAAGGAUUGCCGAGUCGCAGUUUGUGGGAAAGAGCCCAUUUCCCCAUGCUUACUCAACUAUAUCAUUUAAUCAGCGCCCGUAUUACAGGAGUCCGUGGGCUCUAUUUUCUCAGUGGGCUUACGUAUCCUAUCCUCUUUUGACAUUGCUUAUCCAUCUACUAUUAGGAAUCUAGCUACGAAACCCUGAACUGACUAGAACAUGGUUUGUCUAAUUGAUCCGGCGGCCAUUAUCCGAAUGCCAGCUCGCAGGUGUUUUCUGUGGUGCUGGAAGCACGUUUUGGUGUCAACUAGCCGGUACGGAUCCGUUACGUUCAGCAUUCUCUCAUCAAUGAGGCAUCGACAAACAAGGUCAGAGACCAGCAUGGUAAAUGAAGAGCCAUUUGGUUUGAUAGGGUCUUGCAGCCAUUGUCAACCAUUAGCAUAUCACAGCGAGGUAGUCUUUCAAACAGUUCUCGCAGCCCUGAAUGGGCUUAUUUAUCGUGCAGGUUAUCAGCUGAUAUUGGUAAGUGCACCGAGAAGACAGGAUGGUUGCAAUUUACCCCUUCUGCUGCACUUAAAUUAGCCAGUCAUUAACUGAUCCCCACACAAAUAAAUCAGGGUUCUCCUGCUGCAAAAGGAGCAUCAUCAUACCCUGUCUGCCAGAGGGGUCGCGUGGGCCGCUGCGACAGAGGAUAAAAUAGGAGGGUCCAAGUCGGCGAUUUUGACUUCUAUCGGGUAACAGACAUCCACUUUAAGAACUUCAUCGUCAGACUUUUUGUGCCAGGGUUAGGGAAUGUUCACACUUCUCGACGUUAAGUACUGAGGGUCUGCUUUCGAUUAAAUGGUCCAGUUCGCAUACUGUUUGCUUGUAGCACUGGACCAGAGUUGUGAAGCGCGUCAGUUCCCAUGGUGGCCGUAGCAUGAAUGGUAGUGUUCAAAAUGAGCAUUUUCAAGUGAGGUUUCUUGAGAAUUUUGAACACAGGCUGGUCGUCCACAGCCGUUCGGAUUGUUUAUUCGGGAAUGCCUUCUCUAUCCCUUUGUUUCAAUAACCUACUGGUAAGGCACCAAGGACAAAGAAUUUGUUUAAUGGCGGUUAACGGUCGCCUUGUCACAGCGCCGUCAUCGUGCGUUGAGGCAUCUUGUAGAGCAGACGGAAUUCACGACCACAGCCCUCUGCGCCCUGGUAGCACUGUCGCUGCUGGUCCACGACAACCUAUCCGUCAGACCCGAGAACCUGCCUAGCCAGCUGCAAACCCUCGCUGAGGACCGUCAUCUAUAGAUGCUCUGGGUAGGCAGCAGCCAGAGUUGUUUGAGCCCCUCUUCCCCAAGAACCCGUCUCCCUGACAUUGACAGGAUAACUUAUGAGCCGGUGUAGCUGGAUAUUCACUUAACGUGUACAGCUAACUUCAUCUUGUUCGGCAUUGUGUUUCUGAAAUUAAAACCGUAUUAAUACUACCUUAUUUUAUGGGUUUGAUCUCUUCGUAAGCCAGUCUCGAUUUCCAAAGUGUUCGUGGGGUGAUGUCCGGAAUUCUUUAAAGACUGUUCAAGCUCUUUGGGUCCAUUUUCCCAUUCCCAAUUACUGUUUAUUUAAGGUUCAACACCGGCUGCAGGCAUAGAGAAUCCUAUUAAAGUGACCUCAAACUCAAUUUGAACGUUAUUUUUCCUGCCGUCUCUUCUUGACUACGCACAUUCUCCUUGGGCUUCGUGGAUGUGUACGAAUCCUCCAUAGACAAUCUUGGCCGCAGAACAUAGUGAAAGCCCUCUCUAUUUAAGAUUAUAUAUCAUUUACGAAAUACUCACUCGACCAUACCACCGCUCUAAUAUUUGGCCUGGGCAACUUAUAAGCUUAUUACUUAUUUUUUGAUGACGUUUUAGUACUACACCCGAGCAAGACUGAUUGCCCUCUACCGCCAACGUCCGGAUCUUUUCACACUUGAAGUUCCGAAAUCUGAUGAAAAUGCCGCAGAUACUGCUUCCCAGAAGAGCUUCCGAAUGUACCGACCCUACUCAGCGCCACCAUCACCCAGCGCCUCUGGCCGUUCUAGUCCUAACCACUUGUCUGGUCCGAGCACACCCUCGCAGCUUGACGAAGACGAAGUGGAUGAGAACACAGAGCGUCUAGAGCUGGGCCUCCAAAUGGUCUCAAUCAAUGCUAACAAUGAGGAAGCUGCAAGUCCAUAG
Molecule: messenger RNA, 14374 nt
Organism: Spirometra erinaceieuropaei
Lineage: Eukaryota; Metazoa; Platyhelminthes; Cestoda; Diphyllobothriidea; Diphyllobothriidae
Source: the annotation of a GenBank genome assembly